CAGCAUCCGUUGAGCAUCAGCGACAGCGACAGUGUUGUUGGUUGAAGGAUACUCGGUGAUCGUUCGAAAACUCGUGCCAAGCGUUGGUCGGCGCCAAGCGUGAAUUGUGUGUUUUGGUUCAUCUCGACCCUCGCCUUCAGCAAAGUCCUUUCGGGAUUUCGAAAGAAUCCCCGGUAUCCUCCGACAACUUGGUAGUGCCUGUGUGGUGAGGUCAGCAUGGUCGUCAAGUUGCAUCUCGUCUGUGGCGUGUUCCUGUUCGCGUUCCUCAGCUGGGCCCACGGACAGCCGGUCAAGGAUCAGGAGCUGGAAGAGGUGCUCUCGAAGCUACAGGAACUGAAGCGGCUAAACGAUGGUUCGACCACGAAGCCCAAUGAAGAAAAGGUGAGCGCGGUGGGCGGUCUGGAACAGCGGACCGGUCAACGGACAGUGGCGCCUUCGGUGGUAACUAGCUACAAGACGAAACGCUCGCUCAACAACUCGGAUCGCCGGACGCUACUCUACAACUACUACUCGCGCGGACUGGCCCCGAUGUACGAUAAGCGAAACUUUGACGAGAUUGACCGCUUCGCACGCUUCAACGGCAAGCGCAACCUGGACUACGAACCGUCGUACGUGGGCACUGGUGACCACGGGUACUAUGGGCGGAUGAGCAAGCGCAACUUUGACGACAUCGAUCGGUAUAACGGCUCCUACCCAGGAUUCGAUUUCCGUUUGCAUGGAGACGAGGUGGGCAUCAUUGGCAAGCGGAACUUUGACGAGAUCGACCGGUUCGGGCGGUUCGCGUUCAACAAGCGCUUCUUCCCGGAGGUGAACGAGCUGAGAGCUGUCGGCAGCGGCGGCAACAGCCUCAAGCACGACCUCUCGGAGGAUAUGGCCGUGAUCAACGAGUAUUUGCAGUAAGUGACCCUCUGCGCCACGGUGGGCCGCACGUCAGCGCAAUCAAUUGCCAGCAGCAGCAGCACUAUCCAAACAAACACUACCCGAAGGCACGGCGCGUACCACGGUGGUGGGAACAGGAACGGAUCGGACUGGAUCGUCUAGCGGGUUUGUAACUGGUUGGCUGACCGCGGGGCGACGAUCGGCGUUUCGGCUAUCUAUGGCGGGGCAGCUUUCCGUGUACGUGUGUAGUACGUGUGUUUCAGAUUAAAGACUUCUUGUGUGUGUUUGUGUAUGUAACAUUACAACGUUAGUCUCUGACUUAAACUUAAACUUAGAACCCCAAAACCCCAAGAUACCCAGCGACCCAGGAGUGAUACGCGAGGGAUACGGAACGUGCGGAGUGGACGGUAGCGUUGGGCGUCGAAUUUGCACUAUAGCACA
Anopheles bellator is the source of this 1320-nucleotide messenger RNA. RefSeq lists its product as uncharacterized. The record is from RefSeq and is a predicted model, not a curated record. The transcript is spliced from 3 exons. Bases 217 to 900 code for a protein of 227 amino acids. Lineage: Eukaryota; Metazoa; Arthropoda; Insecta; Diptera; Culicidae.